GAACGGGAAAGUUCGAGCAAGAAGCUGGUGAAAAGAAGCAGCUUCGUGGCUGACCUGACGCCACCUGGCUGCCCACCGUUCUGGUCCGUUUGACAGCUCCAGUCAUUCAGGCUGACACUGGUCUCAUAUGUGACUCGAGACGUGAUCAUACGAAGAGAAACGGGUCGGAAACUUUCGACAAAGGACGGUGAACAGCUGGCCAGCUAACGUUACCUGACAUUAGAGAGCGAUAACAAACUAAGCUAAGCUAACGCCUUGUUCUUUCAGCGCGGACAAAUCCGUCGGUUCGCCUCUUAUUAACCAUCUUCGGUUCGGGUUUACUCUGUGCCGACGCUCCCGUUCAUUUUCCAUGUAACGUUAGUAAUGUCAGAUGGAAGUAGCUUGCAGUGGACAGGUGUAUUUGAGUCCUGCCUUAUUCGGGAGAUCCCUUAACUACUUUUAGUGCCUGCCGAUGGAGCUGGCACACAGUCUGCUGCUCAACGAAGAUGCCUUGGCCCAGAUCACAGAAGCCAAGAGGCCAGUCUUCAUAUUUGAGUGGCUGCGGUUCCUCAAUAAGGUUCUUGUAGCUGCCAACAAGGUUGAUGUGAAGGAGAAGCAGAAGAAGCUGGUGGAGCAGCUCACUGGGUUGAUCAGCAGCAACCCUGGUCCUCCGACGCGGAAGCUCCUGGCUAAGAAUCUUGCUACUCUCUACAGCAUCGGCGACACCUUCACUGUCUUCCAGACUCUGGACAAGUGCAAUGACAUCAUCAAGAACAAGGAUGACACUCCGGCAUAUCUGCCCACCAAGCUCGCUGCAGUGGCUUGUGUUGGUGCCUUCUACGAGCGAAUGGGCCGCAUGUUGGGCAGCUCUUUCCCUGAAACCAUCAACAACCUUCUAAAAGCCCUGAAGAAUGCAGAGUCUCAGGGUCGUGGUGAGAUCCUCCUUAGCCUCCAGAAGGUUCUGAGCGGCCUGGGCGGUGCUGCUGCGUCCUGCCACAGAGACAUCUAUAAAAAUGCCCGUUCUUUACUCACUGACCGGUCAAUGGCUGUACGCUGUGCUGUGGCUAAGUGUUUACUCGAGCUGCAGAACGAGGCUGUGUUCAUGUGGACCACUGAACUGGAGAACGUGGCCACACUGUGUUUCAAAGCUCUGGAAGGCUCCACAUACGGUGUCCGCGUGGCUGUGUCCAAUCUGCUGGGGACGGUAAUGGCUACUGCACUCAUGCCCAAACAAGCUGCAGUAAUGCGUCAGAAUGUGAAGAGAGCCACACUGGAGGAAGUACUGGAGCUGAUGGCCACGGGCUUCCUGCGGGGUGGCUCAGGCUUCCUGAAGAGUGGCGGAGAGAUGCUGAAAGGAGGAGGCUCGGUCAGCAGAGAGGUUCGAGUGGGGGUCACUCAGGCAUAUGUGGUGUUUGUGACCACUCUAGGCGGACAGUGGCUGGAGCGGAACUUCGCCACCUUCCUCUCUCACGUGCUGGAGCUGGUGGCUCACCCACGGGCCACGCAGACACACGUAGAGGCAGUGUAUUCGCGCCGCUGCGUCUCUUUUGCCCUGCGUGCCACGCUGGGCGGCCUUCUGGGGGAAAAAGCCCAAAUUGCUGCCGCCAAGGAGAUCUGCCAGGCCAUCAGCAAGCAGAUGAGGGCAGUGGGUAAGGAGGAAAAUAGGGGGGAAAUAUCCGGUUUCAGAGCAUUGCAGAAGGCGGUAGUGAGUGACAGCAGCGGGGAGAAUAAAGGCGGGGCAGCGGACGUUUCGGCUAGUCAGCAUGUGAUGGUGUGUGCUCUGAAAGAGCUGGGCAGUCUGGUCCAGAGCCUCAGCGCCACGGCCUCUCCUCUCAUACAGGAGCCUUCUAUCGGUCUGCUCGAGACUGUGACAUCAGUCUUGCUCCACCCCAGCAUGGCGGCCCGUCUGGCGGCAGCCUGGUGCCUGCGCUGUGUCGCUGUGGCGUUGCCCUAUCAGCUGACCCCUCUACUGGACCGGUGUGCUGAACGCAUCAACACUCUGAAGAGCUCGCCUGAGGCUGUCAGCGGCUACAGCUUUGCCAUGGCCGCUCUGCUGGGCGGAGUGCACCAGUGCCCGCUGGGUAUCCCUCAUUCCAAGGGCAAGAUGGUAGUGAGUAUAGCGGAGGAUCUGCUGCGUUCUGCAGCUCAGAACAGUCGCCUGUCUCUGCACCGCACGCAGGCUGGCUGGCUGCUCCUGGGAGCCCUCAUGACUUUAGGCUCGUCUCUGGUGCGCUACCAUCUGCCGAAGAUGCUGCUAUUGUGGAGAAACGUGUUUCCCCGCUCACAGAAAGAGCUGGAGGCAGAGAAAGCCAGAGGAGACUCCUUCACCUGGCAGGUUACCCUGGAAGGCCGAGCUGGGGCGCUGUGUGCCAUGCGGAGCUUCGUGGCUCAUUGUCCGGAGCUGCUCACCGAGGAUGUGAUCCGCAGACUGAUGACUCCUAUUGAAUGUGCCAUGACCAUGAUGUCUCAUAUUCCUGCAGUUAUAAAGGUACAUGGGGCUCACCUGAAGGCCAGUGCUGCCAUGGUGCGUCUGAGACUUUACGACAUACUGGCCCUCCUUCCUCCCAAGACAUAUGAAGGCAGUUUCAGUGCUCUGCUGAGGGAGCUGGUGGCUGAGUUCACUCUGACGGAUAAUUCAGCCAACACAACCACCUCCUUGCUUCGUUCUCUCUGUCACUAUGACGACAGUGUCCUCAUGGGGUCUUGGCUGCAGGAAACUGACCACAAGUCUAUUGAAGACCAGCUGCAGCCUAAUAGUGCGUCAGGCAGCGGCGCUCUGGAGCACGACCCGUCCUCGAUAUACCUGCGGGUUCCUGUGGGAGAAGCCAUUCCUGGACCAUUGCCUCUGGGUGUGUCUGUCAUCGAUGCCUCUGUGGCACUUUUUGGCGUGGUCUUCCCCCAUGUCUCUUUUAAACACAGGCUCCAAAUGCUGGAUCACUUUGCUGAGUGCAUCAAACAGGCUAAAGGAGUCCGACAGCAGGCUGUUCAGCUUAAUAUCUUUACCGCUGUCCUGAGUGCUUUGAAGGGUCUAGCUGAGAAUAAGAGCACGCUGGGCCCAGAGGAGGUGCGGAAGUCAGCUCUCGCUCUGGUGAUGGGCGCUCUGGAUAACCCGAACCCCAUCCUGCGCUGCGCUGCUGGAGAAGCUCUGGGCCGCAUGGCUCAGGUUGUGGGAGAAGCCACCUUCAUAGCCAGCAUGGCCCAGCACAGCUUUGACAAGCUGAAGUCAGCACGGGAUGUGGUGUCCAGAACGGGCCACUCUCUGGCUCUGGGCUGUCUGCACCGGUACGUGGGUGGCAUCGGUUCAGGUCAGCACCUCAAGACCAGUGUGAGCAUUCUGCUGGCCCUUGCUCAGGACGGCACCUCCCAUGAGGUUCAGACAUGGGCUCUGCACUCUCUGGCUCUAAUAGUGGACUCCAGUGGUCCGAUGUACCGGGGUUAUGUAGAGCCCACUCUGUCCCUAGUGCUGACCCUCCUCCUGACCGUACCCCCAUCCCACACAGAGGUCCACCAGUGUCUGGGCCGAUGCCUGGGGGCCCUCAUCACCACCGUGGGACCAGAGCUGCAGGGCAACAGUGCCACAAUCUCCACCAUCCGAUCUUCGUGCCUGGUAGGCUGUGCCAUCAUGCAGGACCACUCGGACUCUCUGGUACAGGCAGCGGCCAUCUCCUGCCUGCAGCAGCUGCACAUGUUCGCCCCGCGCCACGUCAACUUGUCCAGCCUGGUGCCCUGUCUCUGUGUGCACCUGUGCAGUUCUCAUCUCCUUUUGCGGCGGGCUGCAGUGGCUUGUUUGCGGCAGCUGGCUCAGAGAGAGGCUGCAGAGGUGUGUGCAUAUGCCAUGAGCCUUGCCAAGAAAGCUGGAGACAGCAAGGAAAGCACCACCAUCAACCUGAACAUCACCGAGACGGGUUUGGAGGGCGUGCUCUUUGGCAUGCUGGAUCGGGAAACGGACAGGAAACUGUGUUCAGACAUCCAUGACACACUGGGCCACAUGCUCUCCUCUCUGGCUGUGGAAAAGCUCUCUCACUGGCUCAAACUCUGCAAAGACGUACUGGCUGCCAGCACAGAGGUUGGAGGCGCCAUGGCAUUUGAAGUGGAGAAAGAGGAGGAAGACUCGGAGAAGAAGGACGAAAUGGACGAUGACAUCAUGUUCACAGGCCUGGGCGAGGACGAUAAAUCGAAGCCCUCUGUCGCUCCCCGGUGGGUGACACGGGUGUUCGCAGCUGACUGCCUCUGCCGCAUCAUUCAUCUAUGUGAAAACGCGGACAAGACCCACUUUGAUCUGGCAGCUGCCCGUACUGCCAAAGCCAAAAACCCCAAAGGUGAUCUGCUGGUGUUGCAUCUCUCGGACCUGAUCCGCAUGGCCUUCAUGGCCGCCACCGACCACAGUAAUCAGCUGCGGAUGGCCGGCCUACAGGCCCUGGAAGACAUCAUUAAGAAGUUUGCCUCCGUGCCGGAGCCCGAGUUUCCUGGUCAUGUGAUCCUGGAGCAGUACCAGGCCAAUGUUGGAGCCGCGCUGCGACCAGCCUUCUCCCCCGACACUCCCUCUGACAUCACAGCCAAAGCAUGCCAGGUGUGCAGUGCGUGGAUAGGCAGCGGAGUGGUCAGUGAUCUCAAUGACCUGCGCCGUGUCCACAACCUGCUGGUGUCCUCUCUGGACAAGGUGCAGGCAGGCAGGGGCUCGUCUAGCCAGCUGUACAGCGAGAGCGCCACCACCAUGGAGAAGCUGGCUGUACUCAAAGCCUGGGCAGAGGUCUAUGUGGUGGCUAUGAAAAUAAAGAAAGAAGCAGAGUCCAGGCCGGCGCGUCCUGUGCGGAGCAGUGAGGAUGAUGAUGAAGACAUGGGUGAUGAAGGAGACAUCCUGCCUCCAGACAGCCUGAUUAUGCUGGUGCAGCCAGAGCUGCCCUCUCUCAGCCGGCUGUGGCUGGCUGCUCUGAGAGACUACGCUCUGCUGACCCUGCCACCUGAGUUUGCCAGCCAGCUGCCCCCCGAAGGUGGAGCCUUCUACACUCCAGAGACAAUAGACACGGCACGUCUGCACUACCGCAACUCUUGGGCUCCUGUCCUGCACGCUGUGGCUCUGUGGCUCAGCAACACAGACUUUGGGGCCUCUGAGGGCCCAGAGGAACCCCAAACUGCCACCAGCACAACUGGGCCUGCGGGGGCUGUGUAUCCUCAAGGGCCUCCCGCUCCAAGCAAGAGCCAUGAUGAGCUGGUCAAAGACAGAAUGCACCUGCUGCUAGGCAUCAGUAUUGAGUUCCUCUGCUUUCCUCGGCCUGAGGAGCCUAUUGAGCGAGUGAUGUCCUGCCUGCAGGCCCUCUGCACUCUGCUGGAAUCCCCACGGGCUCGAAAACACAUCGCGGAGGACCAGUUGCUUGCCGUGGAGUUGCUGAACGUGCUGCACAGACUGUUGUUAACGCGGGACCCUCCCAGUGUCCAGCUGCAGGUGACCGCUGUGGUGCAGGAAACCAUCCGAUCAGCCCAUGACCAUCUGGACCAGCUUAGAAGCUCCAAGGGCGUGGAAGAUGGUGGGGAGAAGGAGUCGGCCUGUGUAGUGGAAGAAGGAGGGGACACGGGGGAGCUUCAGCCAGGCAAGUCUCUGGUGUUUGCCGCCAUGGAGCUGCUGGUGUUUCUGCUGGUGCGCCACCUCCCUCAGGUCAACACCAAGGCGAGUGACUCGCCCAGCCACCUGCCCACCAAACCCCAGCAGCUGCCCGAGCACAGUAACCGCCUGGUGGCCGUCACCGUCAGCAUCCUGGCCGAACUGCCUGCGCUGUGUUCUCCAGCAGGGAGCAUGACCAUCCUGCCCACGGUGCUGUUCCUAAUUUGUGGGGUGCUGAAGGAGACUGCGGUGAAGACGCCUGAGGGUUCAGUGCCUCUGCCCGUGUCGGCCGCCCUGCAGGGCAUUAAGACCAUCAUCACGUCCCCGCUGGGCCGUGUGGAGAAAACACAGCAACAGUGGACCAGCUUGGUUAGGAGCAGCCUGGCCUCUGUGCUGGAGUACUCCCAGCCUGACGAGUCCAGGCCCAAUAUGGAUGUGGUGAGCAUGCUCACAGCCAUUACCCUCUUUCUGGUGUCCGCCAGCGCUGAGCUAGUGGGGGUCACUGCCUUACAGAAAGGCUGCAUGGAGCGCUUCCGUAACGCCCUCAAUUCCAGCGACCCAUGGGUACAAGCUCGGUGUUAUCAGCUGCUGCUGUCGGUGUUCCAGCACUCUAGCCGCGCUCUCUCCACUCCCUACAUCCACGCUCUGGCUCCUCUGCUGGUGGAGAAGCUAAAGGGGGUGGAGCGUGCGCGGCCCGGGACCCCCGCGGAGCUCCAGGCUGUGCAGGAAGGAGUCAAAGUGCUGGAGGGCCUGGUGGCCCUGGGGGAGGAGCAGAAUCGUGUUCAGCUGCUGGCUCUCCUGGUCCCCACACUGAUCUCCUACCUGCUGGAUGAAAAUGCCUUCUCCACUGCCCCUCCUUCUUCAAAGGGCCUGCAUGAUUUUGCCCUUCAGAAUCUGAUGCGUAUUGGCCCCCUGUACCCCGCCGCCUUCAAGACAGUGAUGGGAGCAGCGCCAGAGCUGAAGACACGCCUUGAGACGGCCAUCCGAGCCAAUCAGGCAAGCAACAAAGCCAAGGCCGCGGCCAGGCAGGCCCAACCCACUGUGCAAGCCACACCCACCAUCAAACUCAAAACCAGCUUUUUCUAAGAUCAGUUCUCGACUGACCUCUCCAUGCUCCACUCACAAAUGUGUUCUUUUGAAGGAAAUGUUUCUAGGUUUCACAAAGUGUGAAGCAUUUGGGUAAAAGUGCCAUUCAGCAUAAUUAAGAGUAUGGAGUGGGAUGGCAUGUUUUUGUGUGACAUCAAACCUGUAAUGGAAACGUUGUUGGUCGUUGUGCCCUCUCUUGAUACUUGACGUGGACAAUAAUUAAUAAUUAUAAGUUGCUUUUCUAAUGUUCCUCAUUGAAACCAGGAGAUAGUUUUACAUGGUUGAUAUUUUCACUCUUUUGUCAGCUGCUGCCCACAUUGUUUGGAUUUGCAGAGUAAAAGCAGCGAACGUCAUUUUUAAUGCCCGGUUUUCAUUGCUGAGCAUUCAAAUUAUAUUUAGAUUUAUUUUUUUCGUUUGAUUUUGUCUUUUGCUCAAAAACAGAAAGUGAAAUUUUUGACCGCUUUUUGUCAAAACAUUUUCAGAGGCCGUCUCACUCGACAGUAACGUAACUAUAGCGACUGUAACGACCGUCAGCAAACAGUCUGUUGUGAAUAAUUGACAUGUUUUGACAGAAACUGGGUUUGCUGCAACUACUUGUUAAGUCAAAUGUGAUUUGUUUUAUUUAUUUAUUUUUUAUUUUAUUUAUUUUUUUUUGCCAGUGGUCAGUUGAAGAAGUACGUAUUUGUGGGCGGAGCACAGAAAGUUCAGCUGAUACGUUUUUAUUGAUAACCUCAGUUACUGCUAUUUAUCAACUGAAGUUGUUUAGUUAGUGUUGGACUCUUCUGGUGAAGGUUUGCUUCUGUAAAUAUGGAUUCCAGGGUUUACGUUUCAUCAUGUCGAUCAUGCUUGAUGGUGGAUGUCCGAGUGAAAUUGUCGCUUUAAGAAGCUUCAGACGCUGGUAAAGGGACGCGGUUACUGCUGUCAUAAUUAGAUUUUUCCACGGUUUUUGUCUGACGCUUGUAAAAUGCACCUUAAUCUGAAAAGAUGGUCAUGGAAGCACUUUUUGUAAAGUCACAUUGCAUCGAUGUCAUUUCCAGCAGUUCUCAUAACAUUCUUGAUUUUCGAUCUGCUUUCUCUAAGCGUGUUUGUUGCUGCCUGAUCCUGUAAAGACCAAAAACAUGCACAGCUGUGUACAGCAUACGUCUAAUGUCACAGUCUUGUCCCGUCUGUUGCUUCAUGUAUUUUCUCUCACAGUUGCACUCCUUUAAGUUAAGCAUUAUUAUGUAUAUUAUCUGGCUCCAAACGUGGGUAUUAUAUAACUUACUUUUGGACCCAAAACAUUGAAAUAAGUGAAAUAAUGCAUUCUGUGUCGUUCAUCACCCACACUGUACAAAGAAACACACUUAUGAAAAACGAAAGCUGUGAUAUACUGCGAAAUGUUUUUGUUUUCUUCCCACCUUGCGUAAAUUCACAUGUGGAUAUACACAGCCUGCGUAUCGCUGUUGUUGGAACAAAACCUCGUAUCUCCAUUUUUGUCGUUUUCCGGUUUUUGACAUCAUUUGGAAAUGCGUAUUGGUUUUUAUAAUGUGUGUAAAUGUUAUGAAGGUUGGACCGAAAGAAACGGGCAAAAAAUGACUUGUACAAAAAUUCUGGUUCCAUUGACUUACAUUGAAAGUUACCAUUUUGGAGAUACGAGGUUUUGUUCCGACAGCAGCGACAUGCAGCUUGAAAUUAGCUCUGCUCUUUUCAACAUUCGUCCUGGUCUCUGAUGAUGUAUUCUAAGCAUCUUUUACCUCUUAGUAACUUGUCUUUACUUUUUGCCUUUGUUCACGUUCAUCGUUUAAACAGUUUAUGUAAAUAACAGACCAACUGAUUUAUUUAUUCACACCUGUUUUAAAAACGCUCUGCAUUAAGUGGCCGCCGUGCAGCAGCACCGAUGUCCACCGAUGUCGCAACACGAAUGGUUGGUUUGCACUAAGUCUGGUAAACAUGCUUUUGUUGUGCUGUUGUUUUAUGUUAAGUACGGUACUGCGCAGCAACAACUAAGACACUGAUCACAAGGCGAAGUCUUUUCUGGACCCGUGUAAACAAACUGUAUGUUAAAUCAUAUUGUUUGACCUGAUCAUCCAAAUAAAGAGGAAGUUUUACCCAUGAA
Pygocentrus nattereri (red-bellied piranha) is the source of this 8759-nucleotide messenger RNA. It is a transcript of the gene heatr5b, whose product is annotated as HEAT repeat containing 5B. Gene Ontology annotation, biological process: endocytosis; retrograde transport, endosome to Golgi; intracellular protein localization. NCBI's taxonomy places the organism in Eukaryota, Metazoa, Chordata, Actinopteri, Characiformes, Serrasalmidae. The record is from RefSeq and is a predicted model, not a curated record. Bases 452 to 6664 code for a protein of 2070 amino acids. Gene Ontology annotation, cellular component: endocytic vesicle; Golgi apparatus; membrane. The transcript has 36 exons.